Messenger RNA from Telopea speciosissima, 1100 nucleotides. Its product is annotated as ribulose bisphosphate carboxylase large chain-like. NCBI's taxonomy places the organism in Eukaryota, Viridiplantae, Streptophyta, Magnoliopsida, Proteales, Proteaceae. Gene Ontology annotation, molecular function: magnesium ion binding; ribulose-bisphosphate carboxylase activity. The record is from RefSeq and is a predicted model, not a curated record. Gene Ontology annotation, biological process: carbon fixation. The annotation marks the transcript as partial. The transcript has a single exon.
AUGGAAUUCGAACCUGAACUCUAUUUAUGAUUCAUUAUUUCUAUCUCAUUGGCCCCUGUUUCUUAUUUCAGCAUAAGCAUAUUGAUUUCCGCCUAUUCUUAUAUCUUAUACCCUUUCAUGGGCGAAUUCCGCAUAUUUUCACAUCUAGAAUUUUCAUAAAUUUACAUAUACAACAUAUAUUACUGUCAAGAGUGAAUUUCUUAUUAUUUAGAUAUUUAGAUUCAAAAAAAGUAAGGAUUAAAAGCUCGAAAAACAAGGAUUGGGUUGCGCCAUAUAUAUGAAAGAGUAUACAAUAAUAAUGUAUUUGGAGACUCAAAUACCAUGACAGGGUCUAAUAACGAACUGAUUAGUUGAUAAUAUUAGUUGAAAUUUUUGUGAAAGAUUCCUGUGAAAGGUUUCAUUAACGCCUAAUCCAUGUCGAGUAGACCUUGUUGUUGUGAGAAUUCUUAAUUUAUAAAUUUAGGGAGGGACUUAUGUCACCACAAACAGAGACUAAAGCAAGUGUCGGAUUUAAAGCUGGUGUUAAAGAUUACAAAUUGACUUAUUAUACUCCUGACUAUGAAACCAAAGAUACGGAUAUCUUGGCAGCAUUCCGGGUAACUCCUCAACCUGGAGUUCCGCCUGAGGAAGCGGGGGCAGCGGUAGCUGCCGAAUCUUCGACUGGUACAUGGACAACUGUGUGGACCGAUGGACUUACCAGCCUUGAUCGUUACAAAGGACGAUGCUACCACAUUGAGCCGGUUGCUGGAGAAGAAAAUCAAUUUAUUGCUUAUGUAGCUUACCCUUUAGACCUUUUUGAAGAAGGUUCUGUUACUAACAUGUUUACUUCGAUUGUGGGUAAUGUAUUUGGGUUCAAAGCCCUACGCGCUCUACGUCUGGAGGAUCUGCGAAUCCCUUCCACUUAUGCUAAAACUUUCCAAGGCCCGCCUCAUGGUAUCCAAGUUGAGAGGGAUAAAUUGAACAAAUAUGGUAGACCCCUAUUGGGAUGUACUAUUAAACCAAAAUUGGGGUUAUCUGCUAAGAACUAUGGUAGAGUGGUUUAUGAAUGUCUUCGCGGUGGACUUGAUUUUACCAAGGAUGAUGAGAACGUCAACUCCCAA